GCUGAAAGGAGCUAUCGACCUGUGUGGGUGUGUGAGGAUGUGAAAUCGACAUGGUCAGGAGGCUUGUGAAGAUUAGUCAUCAGCUGAAAGUGAGCACCAUGGACGUCCUCCAGCUGCUCUUCCUGCUGUUGGUCAGCUGCGUGGCGGCAUCCGCGUACCCUCCCCAGCAACCCCCUCCAUGCCGAGUUGUCCAGAUGGAUGUGUUUUGCAGCGAUCUGAGCCUUAGAAGUGCGCCACUCAACCUUCCCGAUGUCGUCCAAAUGCUGGACCUUUCACGAAACCAGGUGCAGAAUCUCACCCGGGAAACUUUAGCAUACCACACCAACCUCCGGCAUCUGAAUCUCCACUCCAAUAAGAUCCACUUCAUCCAGCCCAGGCUCUUCGAAGACAUGAAUGAUCUGAAAAUCCUGGAUCUGUCCAAGAAUCAUUUGAAUGUUUUUGCCCACUCCAAAACAAACAUCGGACCUCUUAAAGCUGUGGAGUCACUGGAUCUUUCAAACAACGGCCUAUACACGGGGAUGUCAGACUAUUUCUUGGCUGACUCUCCCAGGCUGGUGAACCUUUCUCUGAACAGCAAUAGCAUCACUGAAGUAGCAAAAGAUACCUUCAGUGGAUCCUUGUCCUUGAGGAAAAUCAGCCUCCACAAUAAUAUCAUCUUGAAAAUUGAAGAUGGAGCUUUUGACAUUUUAUCUCAUUUGACCGAACUUGACUUGUCCAAGAAUUCAAUAAGGUGCAUCGACGACUUCAAUCUCGACAAAUUAAAAGUGUUUAAUCUCAGCCAAAACAGCUUGGAGUCAUUCCAAAGCGCACAAUCAGACACUCCUUAUGAACUUAUCACUUUUGACCUGAGUCAAAACAAAAUGCUCUUCUUUCCCCGUCUCCCGAAAAACAACUGCCUUAAAUAUCUGGACCUUUCAAAAAAUCAAAUCCAAAACAUUAAAUUCAUGGGAAACAUAACGUUUAAUUGCCUCAGAUACCUGGACAUGAGUUACAAUCAACUCAAAAAAAUGCCUGAAGAGUAUUUUUCCAUGAUGGGAUCACUGGAGGUCCUAAAUGUGAGUAAUAACUGCAUUACCUCAUUUUCUAUUACUGAUGGAGGCCUUCUACAGAGAGCUAAGAUCAUCAAUCUGAGCUAUAAUCCACUGCAGAGUCUAACAUUUGGAGAAAACACUGUGCAGUUGCUGGAAGAACUCUUCUUACAAGGAAACGACCUCACAACCCUGGACUAUCAAAUAUUUCAGAGACUCCCCAACAUCAAAUACCUGCAUCUCCAGCAGAACAACCUGCAAGUCUGUGACUCUGAGCCAACAGAGCAAAACCACAAGGAUCCUCAAAGUUGUGUGUCCUUUUUAUCUGUUCCAAAAUUGGAGGCUUUGUACCUCUCUGAAAACAACCUGAGGAGUCUGCCCGCGAACACGUUUGCCAACACCCCAUUGAAGGUCUUGGAUUUGUCCCUGAAUCCAGGCUUGAACAUGCACAAAGACUCUCUUUCUGGUCUAGAGCAUUCCCUGGUUCACCUUUCCAUGAGGAAAAACAACAUUUCCAUUCUAAAAGCAGACCUGUCCUUACUGAGGAGCCUCAAAUACGUAGAUCUAUCCACCAACCAGUUGACCACUCUGCCGACGUGGAGCAAAGAGUCCUCCAUUGAGUCCCUAAAUUUGCAGAACAACCACCUGGUGACCCUGGACUACAGCACCAUCCUUGCUUUGAAGCACUCUCUAAAGACUCUUUAUAUGGGCUCCAAUCCUCUGAGCUGCUGCGGCAAUCUCAGAUUUAUCAUCAUGGUGCAGCAGUCCGCCGUGGUCAUUCCUGACAUUGAAACAGUGACCUGCGUUCACGAGGACUACUCUGAGCCGGUCAGCAUCAAGAAGGUGACCCAGACAAUGUGCCAUGGACCACCCGUCCAGAACUAUAUUAUUACAGUUAUAGUGAUAUUGUUACUUGUGAUGAUCGUGUUCGUGCUCUUAGUUAAAUGUUGCCACUCAAGGAGGCGGAAACAUAACAGAGGUUUUAGGGCAUAAUGAAUGAAGGUUGAACACAGAAAGCCAUGAAGGAAUUUAGGAACCAGCUGAAGGUUUCAGUCAGACACAGCUGAAAAUGUGAAUGUAACUUCUGUGGGGCAAACCAAAGUCUCCUGAAGGAACAAUGUGAGGCUUUGAGUUGUUUUUACCACUACGAAAAGCUACCAUUGAUCACUGGGACAUCCAUCAACAAGCAAGCAUUCCUCAGUAUCUUCCAAAAUGAAGAAAUCAAUUUUUUACAGGAGAUUUUAAGGACCUUAUGGUGUGCUCAGACACCAAACGAGGCAGUGUGACAAUGCAAAGUCAAAUGAAAACUACAAAACUGAGUGUUUCAAGAGUGAUGGCAACUCACAUACAAAAGCCUUUUCAGUGACUUGAUAACAAGCAAAGACUGCACAGAGCAGAUACACCUGGUGCAUUGGACGUUAAGCAGCUGUGUCUGCUUGCAGGACACAAAGUGAAAACUUGUUUUGCUUUCUGUCUAAACACAACUUUAUGGCUAACCCAGUUGUACAGCCAUGACCGCACAUUAUCUUACUGAAUGUAAAAUGAAGAAUUAACACUAAAAACACUUCCACAAAAGAGUGGCAUCAACAAGUGUGCCUGAAAUGCAGCAAUAAAAGUUAUUAUAAGUGUUUGGCCUUUUGGAAAAUACACUUUGAUUUCAGUGUGAAACUUAGCCUUUGUUUAGUCACUCAUUGGUUUGUGGCAUUUGCCUUGCGGAUGUUAGCUCUGACAAACAGGAAAGCUAAAUUUGGCUAUCAAAAAACAAGCUUGCCAGAAGAAAUGUGCUUUAGUACAAAUAAACACAGGCCACACCCACACUUUUAAACCUCUAUUUUUUAAAACUGGGAUUUUUAUUUUUGGAAAAAUAUCUUCAUUCAUAUCAAAAUGUAAAAAAUGAUCCAUGUUGGGGAAAUCAAGCCAAAGAGUGCCAAAGAAAUUAAUAAAACACAGAAAUGAGGUUGCAUUUUUGCGCUUCCAGCAUUUUUUUGUAAUGUUUUUUUUAAGGUUAGAUUUCUAAAAAGAGAACUUAAAAAAACUAAAAAAAAAACUAAAAAAAAAAAGAUUUAGCCAUUCUAAUCUAAGCAAAUAUCCCCAAUUGCUAGCAACUUAUAAGUGGCUAAAUGAGAGUACACAAGCUGUCGGCGACAUUACUCAUUAUCCCACCGAACACGGCAGCUCAGUGUAGCGAAACUUAAGUUUGUUCAUGAAUUAAUGUUAACAUUUUAUUUUUGGAGACUACAUUUGCUCUUAAAAAUUCAAAUUAAAAUGUGGCACUCACCUUCAUUAACAAAACGUACUUCGGAUGACCAGAGCUAAUUUCUGUUAUAAUUUUUGCCUGAAGAGAAGUCCACUGGGUUUUAGUUUAGCGACCCAAGGCGAUGCUACAAAAAAGCAUCAUCCCUAUGGAUGGAUUAUCCCAGAGGAAUAAAAUAAACACCUAACAUAUUUUUUUAAUCUCAUUUUUUUGUGCGUGCAUUAAACCAACAGUGUGUUUGUUGUUGAGCUUUAAAGGUAAGCUGGCUUGUUUCCGGCUCAUUCCACGCCUUAACUUCAUACUGAAGUUGACCUUCUCAUUUAAAUCACAACAAGAAAGCAAAGUUGUGUAUUUUCCAAAAGCGUCACUCACACUCAUUUAAGGGUAGAAUGAAGGUUUGUUGAAGAUGGAUCAGUGACUGAGACGGUGAAAGAUGAAACGGGGCGAGGGAGCAUCGAAUCUCAGACAGAUGUCUUCACUCAGACAUGUUGGAAUUUUCCUUUAAGCUAAAAAUAAAGACGGGAACACUACUAAAGGUCAUGAAACAAGAUGCUCUUUAUUCAUGAAGUAGGAUUAGAUGAAGGUUGUUUUUUUGUUGUUGUUUUUUUAAGAAAUUCAAGCCGUCACUUUAACCUUUAUUUAUAGCUUGCACUUUAAACUUCCUCUUGUAUGUGUGACUGUAUCUGAUUUUAUAACACUAUAAGACCUUAAUAAUGCUAAGUACAUAGAGCAGAACAUAUGAUGACAUAAGUUAUUUUUCUUCUGUUUGUUUUUAUAUAUAUAUAUAUAUAUAUAUAAAAAACUAUAAAAACAAAGCUGGAAAUAUUCCAUAGUAUGUUUUCCAUACUGAUACCAGGCCCAUGGUGCUCCACCUGUUAAUUUGACUGAUAUGAAUAGUGUGUUGGCAUAACAUGAGUCUUUGUGUUGUUUUUACCACAUUAAUAUUAUAUAAAAUGGUAAAUCUAGCGCUGUGCUGUUGUGGGCUACACUGGGAUUCACAGUUUCAUGUGAUUUUUACUGUGUUUAAUCCUAAAAAGGAAAUUAUUAUUAAUGUUUUUAGCAAAAACCAAAGUUAAAUAUUUUUUCCUCAUCAUGCCAUGUAUUUUUUUAAAGUGUAAGUUUGUUUUCUUUUUUUUAGUAAAUGAA
Pelmatolapia mariae (spotted tilapia) is the source of this 4428-nucleotide messenger RNA. It is a transcript of the gene lrrc32, whose product is annotated as leucine rich repeat containing 32. Bases 51 to 2021 code for a protein of 656 amino acids. Gene Ontology annotation, molecular function: protein binding. The transcript is spliced from 3 exons. Lineage: Eukaryota; Metazoa; Chordata; Actinopteri; Cichliformes; Cichlidae. The record is from RefSeq and is a predicted model, not a curated record.